This is a messenger RNA of Nicrophorus vespilloides, 1750 nucleotides long. Its product is annotated as protein hairy-like. The transcript is spliced from 3 exons. Gene Ontology annotation, biological process: regulation of transcription by RNA polymerase II; regulation of neurogenesis; anterior/posterior pattern specification. Gene Ontology annotation, cellular component: nucleus. The coding region runs from base 772 to 1641 and encodes 289 amino acids. Gene Ontology annotation, molecular function: protein dimerization activity; DNA-binding transcription factor activity, RNA polymerase II-specific; RNA polymerase II cis-regulatory region sequence-specific DNA binding. The record is from RefSeq and is a predicted model, not a curated record. Lineage: Eukaryota; Metazoa; Arthropoda; Insecta; Coleoptera; Silphidae.
UCAGCAGCGCGCGGCUUCUUUGGUGCCUUGUAUUGCCACCCGCGGCCACGAGAAGAGGAGGCAUUCCCACCGUCGCGAGCGUGACACACGGAGGCACGUGUGGCUCGGGACCCACCUGAGCAGGUAGUUAACGGGUAAGAGGCGCGAGGGCCGCUCCGGACGGUCGUGGGUACCCGCCGCCACCGUCUCCUCCUCCUCCUCCUCUUCCACCCCCUUCACCUACGAACCAUCAUCAUCAUCGUCCUCCUAUGGUACCCAACCAUCUCGGCGGGGUGAAGUGGGGGAUUGCAUGAAGCAGCCAUGGGAAGAUUCUUACUAACCUUGUCUCACGCGCGCGUCGCACGCUUACUUGCCGUGCCUGCUCCCCCCCACCCAUUUCUACUGCUGCUGCUGCUCCUCCUUCCCUCCUGCUCCCCUUCACGCCGGACCGAAAAAAAAGAGAAGCUCCGAUCCAUCCGAGGUUCACCCCACCACCACCACCCGACUGCAGACAACAUCACUACCGCUUGCAUCCCAAACAGGAUCACCAGAACUUCGCCUGAUCCUGAACAGUGAACAUCAGUGUUGUGCACUCUUCAUACAUACUCACGAAGAAGCAGCGCGAACUUGGAUUACCACAAACAAACCACCUGUUCUUCUUCAUCAUCAACUACAACAACAACAACAACAACAUCAGACGCAACAGCAACCCUUAGCGUUGUCAUCAGUUGACGCAUCAACCAGUUGUUUUUGUUUUGUUCUACAAACACCAGUGACAGUGAUACCCUCACCAUGGUUACGGAAACCAAUAUCAUCCAGAGUGCUUCUAUUAACAGUGCAGCUAUGCCUACCAGUGCCAAUUUGAAUGAGCCCAAUGGGCCAAGGAGAGUCUCAGACAAUAGAAGAAGUAAUAAACCGAUUAUGGAAAAGAGACGAAGGGCGAGAAUCAACAAUUGUUUGAACGAGUUGAAAACGCUGAUCCUGGACGCAAUGAAAAAAGACCCGGCAAGGCAUUCGAAAUUGGAGAAGGCCGAUAUUUUGGAGAUGACUGUGAAACACCUACAGAACAUGCAGAGGCAGCAGACGGCGAUGAGCGCGGCCGCCGAUCCGACGGUAAUAAAUAAGUUCAGAGCCGGGUUCGGCGAGUGCGCCAGCGAGGUGGGCAGAUUCCCGGGCUUGGAUCCGAUCGUGAGGCGGCGACUCCUGCAACACCUCGCCACCUGUCUGAACCAGAACAAGCAGCAAGACGCCGUCUCCAACGGUUCGUCGUCAGCUUCGUCGUCACCGCAGCCCGUGCAAGUUCACAUCCUUCCUUCGCCGCAAUCGGAAAUGCAUCAACAGAGCAACAUCAUCUUGGGCAACGGAGGCGUCCAGCUGGUGCCCACCCGUCUUCCCAACGGCGACAUCGCCUUCGUUCUGCCCACGGGAACGACGACGCCUUCGACAUCGAGCAACUCGCCUCUACCUCUUCUCGUGCCUAUUCCGACGCGCACACCUUCCACCGCCUCCGCCGCAUCCUCAUCCUCCAACUACUCCCUCGCCGGUAGUCCCGAACCCAUGGACGCCCUCCGGUACAGCCCUCCCAUGCAGAAACCUUUAUCGCUUGUCAUGAGGAAAUCCGUGAUGCCAGUAGUCGAAGACAAACCGUGGAGGCCGUGGUGAACGCGCGGGAAACAGCAGCCAUCGCCGUCCAAAGAAACUUCUACAAAUUCUAUGGAAUCCGGCCGAAAACUGAUCAUCCUCGUUUCACACACCCUCAAAACAAAAAAAA